Molecule: messenger RNA, 708 nt
Organism: Andrographis paniculata
Lineage: Eukaryota; Viridiplantae; Streptophyta; Magnoliopsida; Lamiales; Acanthaceae
Exons: 3
Coding region: 215-421 (68 amino acids)
Biological process (GO): endoplasmic reticulum unfolded protein response
Cellular component (GO): endoplasmic reticulum
Source: RefSeq, a predicted model, not a curated record
AUAAAUUCAAGCCUACUCUACCCCAACCCACCCAACCUCCACCCACCAACAACUACCAACUCCGGCGGACGCUAGAUCGGCGGCAAUUUUAACAUCGCUGUUGUUCUAAAACUCUAUAUAUUGCUACAUUGGGGUUAGGUCUCUACCAAACUGUUUCAAACAAUCACAACUGCUUGCUCAUUUGGUUUCCACUCAGUUAGCGUUCUCAUUAACCAUGACAACCUCAAAGCGAUUGGCUGAUAGGAAGGUGAUGAAGUUUGAGAAGAACAUAAGCAAGAGAGGUUCGGGAAUUGAACCAACUAAAAAGAAAGGCAACUCAUAUCCUGUUGGACCUAUUGUGCUCGGAUUCUUCAUCUUUGUCAUUAUUGGAUCUUCAUUGUUCCAGAUUAUCCGCACUGCAACAAGCGGAGGAAUGUCCUGAUUGAUGCAGGUAAGUUACUCCUCGUCGCUUAAAAAUGGUGUAAAAUAGGUUCUUUCAUGAGCUGUUGGUAUGCCCUUUUGAACUGGAAGUAACAAAUUUCGUCGUCAACGACUCAAUGGCAGCUAUGAAUACUUAGACAGCACUUUUAAGAAAUAUACAUGUUCUCUGAUUUGAUGAUCCCUUCAUUCUCUGCAUAUUUGGAUGAACAAUGUUUCAGACUUGACAAGAAUUGAUCUUUUAUGUGAAUCAUAUACUGUUAUUGAUUAGGAUAUUUGAUUUUAUGAACA